Molecule: messenger RNA, 609 nt
Organism: Drosophila kikkawai
Lineage: Eukaryota; Metazoa; Arthropoda; Insecta; Diptera; Drosophilidae
Gene: mRpL52
Product: mitochondrial ribosomal protein L52
Biological process (GO): mitochondrial translation
Cellular component (GO): mitochondrial large ribosomal subunit
Molecular function (GO): structural constituent of ribosome
Source: RefSeq, a predicted model, not a curated record
GGCAUUUCGCGACGGGCCCAGCACGGUCAUACUGCCGCCGUCAGCUGUUUUUGGUUAUGUGAACUACAAAUAUUCAGAGUUUUAAUAAAUAAUGCUGAAAAUAACGAAACUCUGCCUGGCCAGCAGUGCCUCGGCCACAGCACAGCGUAAUAUCGCGAUUUCUGCCUCACGCUGCAUCGAUCAGAAAUGGCGUGCGGACAAGGGAUUGCCGGAAAACCCGAAUGCUUUUGGCCCGCUCACCAACAUGCCUGAUUACACGUUCCUGGACGGCAGAACCACGCCCCUGGGGUCCAACCAGAAGAGACGCCUGCUGAAGCAGCAAGAGAUCGCCUCCAAGAUCGUGGAGCUUACUGGGGAGCUGGAGUUCGCCAAGCAGCGGCACGAGCGUCUUAAGGCACAGGCCGCAGCCGAGAAGCAGCGCAUAAUCCAAAACAAACUGAAGCCCAAGGGUCACCUGCUGCUCAAGCAGAAGUAGAAGCCAACUGCCGGCUGAACCUCCUGCGUAGUUUUACUCGUUGUUGCCUGUGUAUAAGUUAUCAUAAGUCGCUUAGUGAAUGGAGACGAAAUUAUACGAUGGGUCUUGUGAUGUGGACACAUGUUUGCCGAAAA